Molecule: messenger RNA, 1425 nt
Organism: Magnusiomyces paraingens
Lineage: Eukaryota; Fungi; Ascomycota; Dipodascomycetes; Dipodascales; Dipodascaceae
Exons: 2
Coding region: 1-1425 (474 amino acids)
Biological process (GO): post-translational protein targeting to membrane, translocation; SRP-dependent cotranslational protein targeting to membrane, translocation
Cellular component (GO): membrane; Sec61 translocon complex
Molecular function (GO): ribosome binding; transmembrane protein transporter activity; signal sequence receptor activity
Source: RefSeq, a predicted model, not a curated record
AUGAGUGCUAGAUUUCUUGAUCUGGUGAAGCCUUUCACCCCAUUUCUUCCUGAGGUUGCAGCUCCAGAGCGCAAGGUCCCCUUCAAUCAAAAGUUAAUAUGGACAGUCGUCACUCUGCUGAUAUUCCUCGUCAUGAGUGAGAUCCCUCUUUACGGCAUUGUCUCUUCAGAUUCCAGUGAUCCCCUUUACUGGCUCAGAAUGAUGCUUGCCUCUAACAGAGGUACCCUCAUGGAGCUCGGUAUCACCCCCAUUGUCUCUUCAAGCAUGAUUUUCCAACUGCUUGUUGGUACCCACAUUCUCGAUGUCAAUAUGGAAAACAAGAAUGACAGAGAAUUGUUCCAGACUUCCCAGAAACUUCUUGCUAUCAUUAUUUCUCUUGGUCAGGCUACUGUUUACGUCGCUACCGGCAUGUAUGGCCCUCCCAGCGAACUUGGUUUUGGUGUUUGCGCUCUCUUGAUUCUUCAACUUGUUUUUGCUGGUCUCGUUGCCAUUCUUCUUGACGAGUUGUUGCAAAAGGGCUACGGUCUUGGUUCCGGUAUUUCUCUCUUUGUCGCCACCAAUAUUUGCGAGCAAAUCACUUGGAAAGCUUUCUCCCCCACCGUUGUCAACUCUGGUCGUGGUUACGAGUUUGAGGGUGCUGUUGUUGCCUUUGUCCACCUCUUGGCUACCAGAAAAAACAAGAAGCAGGCUCUCAUUGAGGCUUUCUUCAGAGCUGACCACCCCAACAUGUCCCAGCUCAUUACCACCAUUGGUAUGUUCCUUGCCGUUGUUUACCUUCAGGGUUUCCGUGUCGAGAUCCCCAUCAAGUCCACUAAGGCUCGCGGCCCCCACGGUUCUUUCCCAAUCAAGCUUUUCUACACCUCCAACACCCCCAUCAUGCUCCAGUCUGCCCUUACUUCCAACAUCUUUAUCAUUUCUCAGAUGCUUUACAACAAGUUCUCUGACAAUAUUUUCAUUCGUCUUCUUGGUACUUGGGAGGCCCGCCCUGGUAGCUCCCAGCUUUUUGCCAGCUCCGGUAUCGCUUACUAUAUGCAGCCCCCUCUCAACCUUACUGAUGCCAUUUUGGACCCUAUUAAGACUGUGAUCUACAUUGCUUUUGUUCUUGGUUUCUGUGCCGUCUUCAGUACCACCUGGAUUGAGAUUUCUGGCACUAGCCCUCGCGAUAUUGCUCGUCAAUUCAAGGAUCAGGGCAUUGUCAUUGCCGGCCGCCGUGAGACUUCUGUUUACCGUGAACUCAAGAAGAUUAUCCCUACCGCUGCUGCUCUUGGUGGUGCCACCAUUGGUCUUCUCUCAGUCUGCAGUGAUUUACUGGGAACUCUUGGAAGCGGCACUGGUAUUCUUCUUGCCGUCACCACCAUUUACGGCUACAUUGAGACUGCCAACCGUGAAGGUAGCGGUUCUCUUGAUCUCAAAUGGCUUUCUUAA